AUGACUAAAACCAAUUCUAGCAUCUUCCAGUUUGCGAUCUUCUUUAUGUUAACACUUGAGAUCAGACUCCAAAUAUCUGAUGACAGUGAACUCGUUAUUGACAGAUCAAAUAUGAAUCUCACCUAUGUUCCCAAAGAUCUAUCUCUGAAAACAAUGGUUCUAGAUGUAUCACAAAACUUCAUUUCUAAACUGCAGACUUCUGACAUCUUGUUACUAUCAAAGCUGAAGAUUUUGAUACUUUCUCAUAAUAGAAUUCAGUAUCUUAAUAUCAGUGUUUUCAAAUUCAAUCAGGAAUUGGAAUACUUGGAUUUGUCCCACAAUAAGCUAUUGAAGAUUUCUUGCCACCCUACUGUAAACUUCAAACACUUAGACCUCUCAUUUAAUGAAUUUGAUGUCCUGCCCAUCUGCAAGGAGUUUGGCAACCUGUCUCAAUUAGAAUUUCUGGGAUUGAGUGCCACGCAGUUGCAAAGAUCCAGUGUGCUACCAAUUGCUCAUUUGAAUAUCAGUAAGGUUUUGCUGGUCUUAGGAGACACUUAUGGGCAAAAUGAAGACCCUAUGAGCCUCCAAGACUUAAACACAAAGAGUUUACACAUUGUUUUUCCCACCCAAAAGGAAUUCCAUUUUGUUUUGGGUGUAGCAGUCAACACUGUUGUCAGCUUAGAGCUGUCUAAUAUCAGGUAUGUGCGAGAUGAUUAUGAAAAUUCUCAUUUCAUAAAACUGUUCGAACUUCGACAGAAUCAAAGGUUACUGAAUCUUACUUUAAACAACAUUGAAACAACCUGGCAUGCUUUCAUUAAGAUCCUCCAGUUGGUUUGGCAUUCAAGCAUAGAGUAUUUUUCUAUUUCAAAUGUGAAACUAAUGGGUCAGCUUAACCAGAAAUUUAACUAUUCUGACACUUCACUGAAGGCUUUGUCUAUACACCAAGUGUUCAAUGAUGUGUCGCAUUUUCAACAGAAGUUGAUUUAUGACAUCUUAUCAAAUAUGAAUAUCUCACAUCUCACAGUCACUGGUACACGCAUGAUGCAGAUGCAUUGCCCCCAGCAAAUUAGCUCAUUUGUGUAUUUGGAUUUUUCCAAUAAUCUCUUAACAGAUGAAAUUUUUAAAAAUUGUGCAACCUUGACUGUAUUGGAGAUAUUUGUUUUAAAAAUGAAUAAAUUAAAACAACUUGUUAAUAUAGCUAAUAUGACCAAGGACAUGAAGUCGCUACAAAAAUUGGAUAUUAGCCAGAAUUCCCUAAGGUAUGAAAAUGAAGGAGAUUGCUUUUGGACUAAAAGUUUAUUAGUUUUAAACAUGUCUUCAAACCUACUUACAGACUCUGUUUUCAGAUGUUUACCUCUAAGGAUCACAGUCCUUGAUCUUCAUGAUAACAGAAUAAUUAGUAUCCCUAAAGAUGUCACCAGCCUGGAAGAUUUGGAAGAACUAAAUAUUGCUUUUAAUUCAUUAACUGACCUUCCUGGAUGUGCUACUUUUCACAGCCUUUCUGUCCUGAUCAUUGACUAUAAUUUAGUUUCACACCCAUCAGCUGAUUUCUUCUAUAGCUGUCAGAAUAUUACAUCAAUAAAAGCAGGGAACAAUCCAUUCCAAUGUUCGUGUGAACUAAGAGAAUUUAUCAGAAAUAUAAGUCAGAUAUCAAGGGAUGUGGUGGAGGACUGGCCUGAAUCUUAUAAGUGUGCCUACCCAGAAAGCUCUAAGGGGACCGCACUCAAGGACUUCCACAUGUCUCCAUUAUCCUGCAACACAGCUCUGCUGAUUGCCACCAUUGGGCUCACCAUGUUGCUGGUGGUGGUUAUUGUGACCUUCCUGUGCAUCUAUAUGGAUCUGCCCUGGUAUCUCAGGAUGGUGUGUCAGUGGACUCAGACUCGGCACAGAGCUAAGAAUGUACCUUUAGAAGAACUCCAAAGAAAUCUCCAGUUCCAUGCUUUUAUUUCAUAUAGUGGCCAUGAUUCUGCCUGGGUGAAGAAUGAAUUACUACCAAACCUAGAAAGAGAAGACAUUCAGAUUUGUCUCCAUGAGAGAAACUUUGUGGCUGGCAAAAGCAUCAUUGAAAACAUCAUCAGCUGCAUUGAGAAAAGUUACAAGUCCAUCUUUGUUUUGUCUCCCAACUUUAUUCAGAGUGACUGGUGCCAUUAUGAACUCUACUUUGCCCACCACAAACUCUUUCACGAAGCUUCUGAUAACUUAAUCCUGAUCUUGCUAGAACCCAUUCCACAGUACUCCAUUCCUAGCAAUUAUCACAAGUUAAAAACUCUCAUGGCAAGGAGGACCUAUUUGGAAUGGCCCAAGGAAAAGAACAAGCACGGACUUUUUUGGGCUAACCUUAGAGUUGCCAUUAAUGUAAAGCUGGUAGAACAAAAGAAAUAGAUCACAUGUGAAUUUAAAAAAAAAUAA
Messenger RNA from Chrysochloris asiatica (Cape golden mole), 2388 nucleotides. RefSeq names its product toll-like receptor 1 (gene TLR1). Gene Ontology annotation, molecular function: Toll-like receptor 2 binding; transmembrane signaling receptor activity; lipopeptide binding. Gene Ontology annotation, biological process: cellular response to triacyl bacterial lipopeptide; toll-like receptor signaling pathway; immune response. The transcript has a single exon. Gene Ontology annotation, cellular component: membrane; Toll-like receptor 1-Toll-like receptor 2 protein complex. The record is from RefSeq and is a predicted model, not a curated record. Lineage: Eukaryota; Metazoa; Chordata; Mammalia; Afrosoricida; Chrysochloridae.